CUCGCCGAGUCUCCCGAUGGCCGGAGGCUCAUACUUAGAUGCUGUGAUGCACAGGGAUCACCAACCGCCGAGGGAAGGGAAAGUUGCGCAGCAUGGAGACCGUGAGAAGCCGCGUGGCGUUUGUGGAAUUCAAACGCUCCCUCGUCCCGCCGAGGUGGGAGGACAGCGUGCGCGUCAUCGGCAUAUCCGAGUACAGGGCCGCCGCCCUCUCGCUGGCGCACGCCUUCGCUACCGACGACGUGGCCCAGUACCUCGUCACCUCGGACGACAUGGCAGACCUGUCGGCCGAGGACAGAUGGAAGGUCCACGUCGACAUCAUGUCCUACAUUGUGGCUGCUCACUGCUACAAUGGCGUCGUUACCACCAUCGGCCCCGACUACGAGGGGGUCGCGCUCUGGCUACCUCCGGGCAAGGACCUGGACGGAUGGUGGACGAUCCUCCGGAGCGGCCUCUGGCGCCUCAAGUUCCAACUGUCCGCCGAGGGCAAGAGGCGGUACGACGAGCUCCUGGCCGUGCUUCACGACGCAAAGAUCUCAGUCCUCGGCGACCGCGACGGUGACGCCUGGUAUCUCGUCUACCUCGGCACCAAGCCGAGCGGUCGGCGCCGCGGUCACGCGGGGAAACUCCUCGAGCACAUUAUUCAGAGGGCUGAUGCUGAGAACCGCCCGAUCUACCUCGAGUCAAGUUCACUGGCCAACAACGGCUACUAUGAGAAGUUCGGCUUCGAGAUCCGGAGGGACGUCUUCCUCGAGCGCGGGCGUGGAAUGGCGCCUGUCCGCCUGUCCAUCAUGGUUCGUGAGCCCGAACCGGCCCAAAAGGUAGUUUACUCCAUUCCGACCAAGGCGCUCGGGUUUGGUGGUGGGAAGAUGGCCUAGGGAGAAAGGGGGGAGGGGCGUUUGGUUGACUUGCGGAGGAGGCCGGAGGGACGUGAGGCCAGAUUGAUCAACUCACAGGACAGGGUGCUAUUCUCACU
Phialemonium atrogriseum is the source of this 973-nucleotide messenger RNA. RefSeq names its product acetyltransferase. NCBI's taxonomy places the organism in Eukaryota, Fungi, Ascomycota, Sordariomycetes, Cephalothecales, Cephalothecaceae. The transcript has 3 exons. The record is from RefSeq and is a predicted model, not a curated record. Gene Ontology annotation, molecular function: acyltransferase activity, transferring groups other than amino-acyl groups. Bases 93 to 875 code for a protein of 260 amino acids.